AGGCGCGGUCUGCCCGGGCUCCAGUGUGCGCGGCCGCCGUCCGCCGCCCGCUCGUCCGCCGCCCUGCGCCAUGGCGGGCUGCGCGGCGCGGGUUCCGCCGGGCUCCGAGGCGCGCCUCAGCCUCGCCACCUUCCUGCUGGGCGCCUCGGUGCUCGCGCUGCCGCUGCUCACGCGCGCCGGCCUGCAGGGCCGCACCGGGCUGGCGCUCUACGUGGCCGGGCUCAACGCGCUGCUGCUGCUGCUCUACCGGCCGCCGCGGUACCAGAUCGCCAUCCGGGCGUGCUUCCUCGGCUUCGUCUUCGGCUGCGGCGUGCUCUUGAGUUUUAGCCAGUCAUCUUGGAACCACUUUGGUUGGUACGUGUGCUCUCUGUCGCUCUUCCACUACUCGGAGUACUUGGUGACGGCCGUCAACAACCCCAAGAGCCUGUCCCUGGACUCCUUCCUUCUGAACCACAGUCUGGAGUACACGGUCGCAGCGCUGUCCUCCUGGAUAGAGUUCACGCUGGAAAACAUCUUCUGGCCAGAGCUGAAGCAGAUGACCUGGGUCAGCGCCACGGGGCUGCUCAUGGUGGUCUUCGGAGAAUGCCUGAGGAAAGCAGCCAUGUUCACGGCCGGCUCCAACUUCAACCACGUGGUGCAGAACGAGAAGUCAGACACCCACACGCUGGUGACGAGCGGGGUAUACGCCUGGUGCCGGCACCCCUCCUACGUCGGCUGGUUCUACUGGAGUAUAGGAACCCAGGUGAUGCUGUGUAACCCCGUCUGUGGCGUCGUCUACGCCCUGACCGUGUGGCGCUUCUUCCGCGACCGAACGGAGGAAGAGGAGAUCUCCCUCAUCCACUUUUUCGGCGAGGACUACCUGGAGUACAAGAGGAGGGUGCCCACCGGGCUGCCCUUCAUACAGGGCGUCAAGGUGGAGCUAUGACGGGUGGGGCCCGCCGCCCCGGCCCCCAGCUUCUCUCCUGGGACUUCCCUGGAGCCCAGAACGUCGGACCCACUGGAGCCACCCGUGCUGCACUGAGUCUAGGUGGGACGUCGCUGCCAGGGGGACCGAGCACAUCUCAGCCAUAGGCAGCAGGGCCCCGCCAGGGGUGAGCCGUGCGGCCCCGCGGAUGCCUGGCCAGGUGGGCUACCUGCAGGCCUCCCACCCACAGCGGGUAGGUGUCACGGGUGGUUGGUGCACACAGGGUGCGUGCACCACCUUUCUUUCAGCCACAAACAGCACAGCUUUAAUCUCUCUGUCCCUAAGUGCAUGACCAGCCACACAGUUCUAAAGAAUUUCCUCAUCCAGCGCUUUCGCUCUUCAUGUAUUUAACCUUAUUUACAUAUCUAUUUUUUAUAAACAGCCAUGUGAAUUCCCAGGGGACUCACUUGGCGUCUCCAGUCCCAGCCUCUGUUUGGAGCAAUAAGCAUCGACACCUCUGGGCGCUGCGGCCGGCUGUAGCAGGUCCCAUCGGCGUCCCCGGGCCGGUCUCCUGCCCCCCCCCCGGGCUUGGUGGCAGCCGGCACAGGGCUGUGUCACUUGUCCUUCUCCUGGUACGUGCCCUCCAUGUCCCUGCUGUCCGCAGGACACUGGGAAGCACUACUCUCCAGCUUCUGUCUUUCUAAUUUAAUUUUUUUUUUAAAUUUUCUUUACCAUAACUUACAUAUUUUGCGUUUGGGUAUAAAGUCACUUAAUGAUUGUUUUCGGUGUUCUGAUCCCAGAGUUACAGACUUUGCAAGGGGUUGAUCCUGUGCAGCCACACUCUGUCACGGAGCAGGUGACCAGCUGUGAGCCCGUCAGUGCGGGGCGCUGCGGCUUUGCCUAGCUGCCGCCAGAGGCCGAAGCCUGCUUUCGGUGUGGCUGGGGCAGGCACCGUGUUGCGGUGGCGUUGUGAAGGCAGCAGUGUGGCCACUCCGGUCGUAACCCCCACCGCUCCUCCCCGCAGAGUGGGGUCGGCACCUCCUACCUCACGGGGAUUUUGUGAGGACGCGGCCGUGUGCGUGCUUGUGGGGAGGGGUGGCAGGUGAAACCCGCGCUGAGUGAAUUACACUCCAGUGGGUUCACUUACCUGUGCGAUGCCUAAAAUGUAUCUUCAAAAGAGCGUUUUAUCAACUUGAAAAUAUACUUAUUUCUAGA
Molecule: messenger RNA, 2119 nt
Organism: Ochotona curzoniae (black-lipped pika)
Lineage: Eukaryota; Metazoa; Chordata; Mammalia; Lagomorpha; Ochotonidae
Gene: ICMT
Product: isoprenylcysteine carboxyl methyltransferase
Exons: 5
Coding region: 71-925 (284 amino acids)
Biological process (GO): C-terminal protein methylation
Cellular component (GO): endoplasmic reticulum; membrane
Molecular function (GO): protein C-terminal S-isoprenylcysteine carboxyl O-methyltransferase activity
Source: RefSeq, a predicted model, not a curated record